CUCCGCGCUGCAUGUGCCUGUGGUGCGUAAGAGCGCGCCGAUGGAUGCGUAAAGCGCAGGCGGCGGGCGGGAAACAAGCCCCUUUUGACUAAUAAGACGCACAGAGCAGCACGCGCUUUGAAUGUCGCACGCGUUUAGAUGAUGUUAGUUAAGAUGUUCAUCAGCUCGGGCGAAGGCGCGUUGCUGUUCGGGUGCAUGUUUCUGGACUUUUCAGCGUGGCGUGAACGCCUCUCCCCAUCAUCGAGUAGUCUCAGCGUUUCGGCGUGAACGGAAGAGUAAGCGACCAUGAGCAUGAGAGGCGACUCCUUUCUCCUCGGCUUCCUGCUGCUCCAAGUUACCGCGCUGGUGUGCAAGGCUGACGGCUUUCUCGGAAGCUUCGUUAUGAUGGCCGCCUCCAACAGCUCCAGGGAGGAGGAGAGCGUGUCCGACGAAACCCCGCACACGGAGGACCGAUGUCGGGGCUAUUUCGAUGUGAUGGGUCAGUGGGACCCUCCGUUCACUUGCGAGACGGGCAAUUAUUUGUACUGCUGCGGCACCUGUGGCUUCCGCUUCUGUUGCUCCUACAAACAUUCUCGGCUGGAUCAGAGCACCUGCAAAAACUACGACACCCCGGUGUGGCUGAAGAACGGACAGACUCCGUAUAAGAAAACCAACAAGCUGCACGACAGCACCAAAGACAAGACCAACUUAAUUGUUUACAUUAUAUGUGGAGUUGUGGCCAUUAUGGCGCUCGUGGGGAUUUUCACCAAACUGGGUCUGGAAAAGGCGCAUCGUCCGCAGAGAGAGAACAUGUACAGGGCAGUGGCUAGCGUACUGCAAGGCGGGUGUCCACCGGGUGAGCAGUAUCGAGGAGAGGAAAACCUCGGCAUGCAUUCCAAACACUAUGUUUCCAGAGCUGCUAACCUCCAAGGUGCUCAGAUCAACAACAACGUAGGGUCGAUGCCAAACAUGGUCCAACAGCAUCCGUAUCCUGCCCUUGGCCAGUUGGCUCAUGUGUAUGAACAACAACAACAACAGCAACAGCAGCAGCAGCAGCAGCAGCAGCAGCAACAACAACAGCAUCAACAACAGCAACAGCAGCAGCAGCAACAGCAACUGCAACUGCAGCAGCAAAACAAGGAUUUCAACAAAUAUGCCUCCCUAAAGGCUGUGGCUGCCAAGUACAACGGCGAUCUAUACAACAAGCGUAGGCUGAUGGUGGAGCUACCGACGCAAGGCGGUCUUCCGCUCCAACCUAUGGGCAACUCCCGACCCAAUAUGAGCAGCAACACCAUUGCUUCGAACCCUAUGGCCUCCCACACCAUGAACCAGAUGAGCUCUAUGACUGCCAUGACACCCAUGACUGCUAUGACACCCAUGACCUCCCUCGCCCCAAUGAAUACUAUGACCUCCCUGGGACCUCUGACUCCAGAGCCGGUGGCGACCUACGUUACCGAGAUGCCCCGGAUCUCAGCCGUCUCGACCCUCCCGACAGACCGCCGCGGUGCCGGAGUGGCAUCCUUAAAGCCGAACGGCCAGAAACCUAAAAGUAACCACGGAGUCCACAGUGCCCUGACUCACCUUCACAGUCACAGUAGCAAGCCGCCGGGACUGGGGACAACCUCCCUAGCGCACAUGGCAGGCACUAUGCCAGGGGGCACAUCCCUGGGAAUCUCCAGGGUGGCGGAGACCCCCAUCGGCUCCACCUUUGCGACAAUGGGUCGUCCGUUGGCGUACAGUUCUAAUAACAUCUCGUCCGGGCAUACGGCGGGUAUGGGGUUGAGGGGCUGGGACGGGACAGAGACAGUGGGCCGGAGGAAGACCUACGGGCACAAGAGGCCUCAGUGUACAGUGCUGGAGCCCAACCAGCUCCACGGCACCAGAGGCCACAGUCACAGCCAACACUUCCUCCCCACGCAGCCCUACUUUGUGACCAAUAGCAAGACAGAGGUUACCGUGUGAGCCGGAAGGUGGAAAGAAUGCACGUGGAUCGGUGACACCAGUAAAUUCCAAGUGGAGACGCCGACACCGGAGUUGGCCAAAGGGUGCGGGUCUGCGUGUUUGUUUGUGCGAGGAAGUUGAAGCUUCUCGUUAGCGCUCAAAAGAUUUCUACACAUUUGUGACGCGAUAGUGACAAAACGUCUGGUCGAUCACGUUUUACAUUUUGAAAGUCCAUUACUAAAAUCACCGAACAGGUUUGCCGACGUCCGUCAGAUGCUAGCGGUUCAUUCGGCGACAUCGAUAACGCAGCGUGUUCUCAAGAAUGACAAAGGAAACGAAAAGAAAAGUGGAAGCGAGCCCAAGAAGCAAUACACGGGAUGGAACGACAGCGCCCGCGUAUGCCGAGUCACGUCGAGAGUCAAAAUGUCUGCUAAACAAGCAUCGCAUGGUUGAACUUAACAACAUUCCAGUAUGUCAAACACCCAGAAUCUCCUGACGGCUUCAAAAGCGAAACACGACGAGGGCUCUGGGCUUUGGACUGCAGGCUAAGCGGGUUUUGUACUUAGGCCCUUCAGAAGCCUCGACGUAAGCUUCACACUUGAAGGUCACCCCGCUCAAACAAAGCUCCGGCACAGAUAACGUUGAGCGGAGGAGUAGAUUUCUCGCUGUUUACCCUCAUCUGCAUGCUGAUAGCUGGCCCAGAGGCCAGAGGUGGAACAGAGAUGCAGAAUUGGGACGCUGCCGCGAUAUGCUUCCAUAGUCAUACUCAAGUGCACAUAUUCACAUACAGUACAAAUGCAGGCAUAGGACUGGAGAGAACAAAGCAUACUGUAGAAAUGUCAGCUUUUGGAACUCAUCGACUGAUUUGUUUUCUUAUGUGAUCUCGUUAAAUACUGAAUUUAGUCUCAAGCGGAACACAAAAAUAUGGAGUUUAUUUAGAGGUAGACUGCCACGUACGGUGCUGGCCAAAAGUAUUGGCACCCCUGCAAUUCUGUCAGAUAAUGCUCAAUUUCUCCCAGAAAAUGAUUGCAAUUACAAAUGCUUUGGUAGUAACAUCUUCAUUUAUUUUGCUUGAAAAAACACAAAAGAGAAUUGGAAAAAAAAAAAUCUAAUCAUCAUUUUACACAAAACUCCAAAAACGGGCCGGACAAAAGUAUUGGCACCCUCAGCCUAAUACCGUAUUGACCCGAAUAUAAGACGGUGUUUUUUGCAUUGAAAUAAGACUGAAAAAGUGGGGGUCGUCUUAUAUUCGCGGUCUAGCCGUUAUACCCAUUCACGACACGAGAUGGCGCCAGAUAUCAUUGAGGCGAUGUUCUGUCAUGACAGAUCUCAGCUACUCUCAAGUUUAACCAGUUUGUAUUAUUUUAUUGCAAUGUUUUUCCUAGUUCAGAUUUGUUUCAAGACAACAGUUAGUGAGACUUCACUUUGAUGAUUAAUGCAGUUAUUGCAAUUUUGUUGUUUUAUCACAAUAGAUUGGUUUAUUUACAUUUCAAAAGCCAGAAGCCAUUCAUUUACGAAUGUGAUUGCACUUUAGUUUACAUUUUAAAUGUUCAGAUGUCAAGAUUUGAAUGAGGCAAAAUAACAUGCUUUUUCACUCAAAUACGUUGUUAUAAUCAUUUGUUUCAGAUGUACUGUAAUUAAUUUCUGUAUGAAAAUUAAUUUGGUGUUCAAAAACUCUUUUUUCAAACUCGAGUCUUGAAAAAGAGGCGGUCGCCUUAUCAGGGCCGAUACGGUACUUGGUACCACAACCUUUAGACCAGUGGUUCUUAACCUUGCUAAACAUACCGAACCCCACAAAUUUCACAUGUGGAUUAACCGAACCCUUUGGAAUUAGAUAUUAAAGCAACUUUUUCUCAAAUUCAAAACCAAUAUAUCUAGCUAAUAAGUUCGCAAAUUCCCAUUCAAAAUUGUUCUUAUUUUGACAGCAUGUUUUAUUGUGUCAAAAUUUGAGACCACGCUGCCCAUUGGUCUGUUGUAUUCCUUCAUAUCAUGUGCGAGUCAACCUUCCACUGAGCAAACCAGUUCCUACUCCCAUCAGAUCGAGGACUAGCAGUUAAAAGAAAUAGAUUAGGCCUGUAAAUUGGGAGCAAACCAGUCCAAAACCUGGACAAAAAAGCCACUUUGCCUAGAUUUAAUCAAUGUACAAAGAUAGGGCUCUGCGUUUCUUUACCUUUGCCGAACCCCUUAGACUUACUCACCGAACCCCUGGGGUUCAAUCGAACCCAGGUUAAGAACCACUGCUUUAGACAAAAUAACUGCGAACAACCGCUUCCGCUACCCAUCAAUGAGAUUAUUACAAUGCUCAGCUGGAAUUUUAGACCAUUCCUCUUUGGCCAACAGCUCCAGGUCUCUGAGAUGUGAAGGAUGCCAUUUUCAGAUCUCUCCACAGGUGUUCUAUGGGAUUCAGGUCUGGACUCACUUUAGAAGUCUCCAGCACUUUCUCUCAAACCAUCUUCUAGUGCUUUUUGAAGUGUGUUUUGGGUCAUUGUCCUGCUGGAAGACCCAUGACCUCUGAGGGAGACCCAGCUUUCUCGCAUUAUCCAGUAAAAUGUGUUGGUAGUCUUCAGAUUUCAUAAUGCCAAGCACACGGUCAAGCAGUCCAGUGCCAGAGGCAGCAUAGCAACCCCAAAACAUCAGGGAACCUCCGCCAUAUUUGACUAUGGGAACAGUGUUCUUUUCUUUGAAGCCUCAUUUUUUCCCCUGUAAACUCUAUGUUGAUACCUUAUCCCACAAAGGGGUCUCCCUGGGUAUCCUACCACAAAGCCCAUUUUCAUUCAGACGUCGAAGUAUAGUACGGGUUGACACUGUUGUACCCUUGGACCGCGGGACAGCUUGAACUUGUUUGGAUGUUAGUCGAGGUUCUUUAUCCACCAUCCGCACAUUCUUUCGUUGAAAUCUCUCGUCAAUUUUCAUUUUCCGUCCACGUCUAGGGAGGUUAGCCACAGUGCCGUGGGCUUUACACUUAUUGAUGACACUGCGCACGGUAGACACAAGAACAUUUAGGUCUUUGGAGAUGGACUUGUAGCCUCCUCACAAUUUUGCUUCUCAAGUCCUCAGACAGUUCUUUGGUCUUAUUUCUUUUCUCCAUGCUCAGUGUGGUACAGACAAGGACACAGGACAGAGGUUGAGUCCACGUUAAUCCAUUUUAACUGGCUACUCUGUGAUUUAGUUAUUGCCACCACCUGUUAUGUGCCACAGGUAAGUCACAGGUGCUGUUAUAUUACACAAAUUAGCGAAGUGUCACAUGAUUUUUCAAAGCAUGCCAAUACUUUUGUCCGGCCCAUUUUUGGAGUUUUGUGUAUAAUGAUAAUGAUUUAAUUUUUUUUCCCCGUUCUCUUUUGCGUUUUUACAUUGCAAGCAAAAUGAAUGAAGCUAUUACUACCAAAACAUUUGUAAUUGCAAUUCUUUUCUGGAAGAACCUGAGCAUUAGUUGACAGAAUUGCUGGGGUGCCAAUAUUUUUGGCCAGCAGUGUUUGAGGGGCACAGUAGUUGACCCUACUUUACAAUACUCAGUUCCAACCAGAAACACACCGAUUUCAAUUGGUGAUGAAGGGGCCUUCGCUAAACCAAGACUGGACUAAAUACUGUAUGUUCUAUGAAUCAUUUCAUGGCUCACACCCUUACUUUAAUCAUUUGAUGUGGUAUUAUUUUGAAUGCGACAUGUAAUUGGGCAUGACUUGUACUCAGCUGAAAUAUAACAAAUUGGACGGGCCUGUGAGAAGAGAUUUUCUGUAUGCUUUUUUAAGUGACUGCUUAUUAUUGUGACAUUCUCACCGACUAUUUAAGCGUACGUACUUGGGUCUCGAAAAAUUCACCUCUAAAGCUCAUGAAUUUGACAACUAGGAAUCAUUUGAAUCUUAUUUACCUUCUCGGAUUUUCUUGUCAAGACAUUUUGAGUAAGUCACAUAAAAGAAAGGUCACUCUUUGCUUGGGAUAUUAUCUCAACCAAUUGACUUAAUCCAGCAAGCUGGAAAUGUGAAAUACAGUAUGAACCCACUUGCCAAUUGCCAUUGCUUCACCGCAAAAGCUCAUUCACUUGUGCAGAAGCAGCCACCGGAAUAAUCGUAAAGUGUGCAGAGCGGUGGAAGCAAUCGGUUCAGAAACAAAACAAAACACAUGUUCCUUCCUAUUCUUAAAACUUAAAAACAACAAGCCGGACAGCUGACGCGGGUGGUGGGCCAAGGUUGAUAGGGUCGUGGCCACAGAGUAAUGGGUUCAUGCGGCAGUCAUUCUCAAAACUUCUACCAUCGGACAGACAAGAAGAAUGUCACAAAAGGACACAGGUUUACACAACAUGCUCGGCAAGAGCGUGGCUAAUAACCAUAAAAGUCAUUCCGAAUGAGCACCCAAGCUGAUUUCACAUUUAGACAAAGAUCAAACACAAAUGUUCAAAUGUUUGCCUUGUGUUUAUUAUUUUUACUUUAACUCAAGAUAUAGUUCUUUUAUUUAAUAUUCAUAUUCAACAUUGGUUUGCUUCGCAGAAUAGUGGUUAGCAUAUCCGCUAGAUGGCCUUCUUUUGUUUAAUUGUACCACGGAUAGAAAGAUCUACCGGUAGUCUUGAAAGAUAAAUGUUAGUACGAGUUAUAAUAACUUGAUAUUAAAACCCCUUUAAAUGUUUUCAUUUUAAUAAAAUUUGUGAAAUUAUUUUAAGCAGUAGGUUGCCAUUGUUGUCAUCACAGGGCGGUGAUGUCUCAUGGACUUCCACCGUGUCAGGUGCUACAAACCCUAGCAAAAAGUAUGGAAUCACCAGUCACGGACGAGCAUUCACUCAGACAUUUUAUCAUGUACAACAAACUCAAAUAAAAAGCUUGAAAAAAUAAUGAAUUACUUCCACAGUGCAACUCUUUAAAAAAAUGUCAAUGUAAACUUGUGCAUUUAUUGAAGAUUUAAUCCCAGCCAUCCCCCCAGUGCCUUUGCCUGACAUGCAGCCCAAUAUCAUCAAGUACUGAGGGAAUUCUGAUGUUUUUUUUUCAGGCAGUCAUCUUUGUAAAUCUCACUGGAACAGCACCAAACAAAAGUUCCAGCAUCAUCACCUUGUCCAAUGCAGAUUCUUGACAGCUUUCUUAUCCCUUCAAAUGAAAAUAUGUUUUUCAUUUCCCAAGAUGACAAUGCAUCAUGCCACAGAGCUAAAAAUGUGAAAGCCUUCCUUGGAGAAAGACUCAUCCACUCAAUGUCAUGGCCUGCAAAUAGCCCGGAUCUCAACCCUAUUGAAAACCUGUGGUGAAAAUUGGGAAGAAAAAAAAAGGUCCACAGCAAGGCUCCGAUUUGCAAGGAUGAUCUGGCGACUGCAAUCAAAAAGAGUUGGCACCAAAUUGAUGAAGAAUACUCAUCAAGUCCAUGCCUCAGAGACUGCAAGCUGUCAUAAAAGCCAGAGGCGGUGCUACUAAACACUGUGUUUUGUUGUUUCUUUGUUUCUCAUGAUUCCAUAUAUUUUUCCUCAGAAUGGAGUGAUUGUAUAUUUCCCUGCACUUGCUCUAUAAAAGUAACAUUUACUGACCACCACAAUGUUUUUUAUUCAUUUCUUUUUGUGUUUCUGAAUGCUAAAGAGUUGCACUUUGGAGCUAAUGAUUAUUUUUUCAAGCUUGUUCUACAUGACAAAAUGUCUGAGUGAGUGCUCGUCCGAGACUGGCAAUUCCAUACUGUUUCUAUGGGUUGUACAUUAAGAUGUCCUCGGUUCUGCCCUUCCAAUUUGAACCCGAGUGGAACAUUAAUGUGAAGGACAGCAAAAGGGAUGAGUCAAGUAGCGUUUCAAGUCAAGUUCGCUUGUGACUACUCUAGUGACGAGAGCAGGAGAGCAUUUGAUGUCAAAAACUGCAGAUCUUCACAGUAAAGUAUUGUGUGAUCCAACUUAUUCCAAUAUUUAUUAUGGAGCUUUACAUAUGAUUUGGGUUUACAGUGAAACACAGCAGUUUUAAUUAUUUUUGCUGAUAGCCCAGGGCCGUGCAUCACAACACGCGAAAACGUUUGUGCCUAACGAGAUGUCUAAUGGCUGCUAAUGAUGUCUUACCUCAUUUUAAUCACGUAAAAGCAGAUGUCCAGUUUGUCGAUCAUCCUGCCGGUUGCUUCCCUGUGAAUAAGCGACACGUAAAACGAAAAAAUGUAUUAAUGCCCCACAGAUUAUAAUGACGCCUUAUUUUGCACAUUGAGAUCUAAGAGGCAGAGAAAGGUGAGCGGACACAGGCGUUCAUUGAACCGCGUGGCUUAUUGGCAUAAGCUUUGGCAAAUCCUUCACAACGAACAUAUUAGCGUGAAUGUACAACUAAAAUAAUAUUCAUAUCUCUCAAAAAGUAAAGUGCUUCAAUCUGUAUUAAUGAGGCCAUAUUCUCACAGGGUUAAACAACAAUGCAAAGAGAACUAGCAUUCACAAUCAAGAUAUGCAAAAAACACAUAAAACUUACUCAGACUUUGGUCAAACUCUAAACAUUUUAGCGACUCGUUUAACUCAACAAAUUCACUGGAUGGCAAUAUUUAGUCACAAUAUACAAACUGUGAUGCUUGGAGCCAUUAUCAGGAGACGACACUCAAAUGAACGUAAGGUACAAGGAAUCUGGAAACUACGGCGUCAGUCCAGGGACAAAGUGCACUCAUUGGCUUGAUCUCUUAUCAAUUUAAAAUUCGCCAUUGACACCUUGUGGUGUAUUUAAAUCACUACCUUACUUAGUAAAAGCAACGUGGCUAGGUGACGUCACCGCCCUGUGACGUCGUCAACAACAACGGCGAGCUAUGAGUUUAUUUUUUGAUUUAAAAUUUUACAAAUGUUAUUAAAAUGAAAACAUUAAAAAGAGUUUUAAUAUCAAACUAUUACAACUCGUACUAACGUUUCUCUUUUAAGAACUACGUCUUUCAAUCCCUGGUACCCUUUAAAGUUGUUUUUUCUGGAUGACUCAAAAACGCUAAAAAUAUGCACUGUGAUUGGUUGAUUGAGAAAUAAAUCCACCUUAAAUAUGGACUGUUCCUUCUCUAUGUGUGCCGUGGCUUUUUAACAAUUUGAGUCAAAUUGCUGACUAGAGAGCAGAGUUGCAAUUGACCCAAUUAGAGGAAUCCAAUCCAGAUUUAAAGCUUUAGUGGCCCACAGGCAAGCUUGAUCAACAGUACAGACAGAGGAUUUAGCACAAGAGUUGAUGGCGUUUAGUAAGACGGGCUUUGUCACAGUACCGAGAUAUGAUGAGCACACCAUGAACUAGUUGCGACGAAGGAUCCUCGCACGUACAAAAAGGCAGUUUUGACUUAUUUUUCUCUGAAAAUCAUUAUCACUAACCGAGGAAUGUAGAAAAUGGAAGAAUCACCCAAAUUUUGGCUUAGUUGACUUCCUCAUGCGUUAUCCCAUCGAGAUUCCAUGAUGAUUUUUGCCACCAUCAGCCGUUUCGAUGCUUUCUUUUCGAAAGAAAGUCUCUCAUUUUGGCAGCUAAAAUCACUAGCUAACAAGUCGUGGUCAGUCACACUGUGGCCAGUUCGUUUCAAGAAAAUGAAUUAGUAGUGACUUGAAAAGAGAUUUGAGAGUUUGUUUCUUAUUUAGCCUGUUGUUCACCAUUUUAUUGUUAGUAAUAUCGUAAUUGUCUAACUAUAAGGCGCGCCUGACUAUAAGCCGCCACCCACCAAAUUUGGCACGAAAACUGCAUUUGUUCAUAGAUAAGCUGAACUGGACUAUAAGCCCCAGUUGUCCUCAAUGUUUUAUGGGAUAUUUACACCGAAAGAUAUUAGCCAGCAACACCUUAGUUGACAGCGGCAUCAUAUGACUGUCAUAAGACCAAAUGAAACACCACAAAGCUUUCACCCAAUUGGCUGCAAAGCUUCAUUGCUUCAAGCAGCUUCAUUUGGCCAUCACGGCUCCUUUGGGGGAGACAGUCAACCUCCGCUGUCACAUGCUGUCAACCCUGUUGUCGUCCAACAUGCCUCCUAGCAUACAUUGCAGCGCUACAGAUGUAAAUAACAUCAAAAUUCAUAUUCUUUGCAAAUUAUUUCUUCAGAUACUGUCCGUUUUUUCAUUAAUUGCUACCUGUGGUAUUUGGUAACACAUUAUUUGACAGUGGUAUCAUAAGACUUAUUAGACAAUCAUAAUUAUGACAUGACACUGUCAUGAGCAUUAAUGAAUGCAUAUAGCAGAUGUCAUUUAACCCUUAAAGACCUGCAACAUGAAACAAUCAUCAGAGAAUCCCAAAAUUUGAAAAAUAAGGGCCAAAUGAAACCUUUUUUUCAAAUUUGUAAGAAGAAAUGUCAAAAUGAAUAUGUGUAAUAAGUGCUCUAAUAUCUAUAACCAUAGCUAAAUCCCUUUUUUUUUCUCAUGGAACCUGCAGAUGCAUGUGUUGACUUGCAUCCAUCAUUUUUUUUUUCUUUUCUUACAAAAGAAAUGUCAAAAUUCUGAAUUACUCUCAAAAUCAGGACAUUUUAGGUGGAUCAAAUGUGAUAAAUUUGCCAAUAAAGGGUUAGUCUUAUCUGGCAAAUGAUCUCACUUUUGAAUGGAUGUAAAAGAUCCAAGGUGGACAUAGUUUGUGACAAAAUUAAUGACAUAAGCAUUCAGUAAUGCCUAUGAUAGUGUCAUGUUAGUGUUAUGUUAUUGUUAGUGUCAGUCUUAUGACGCUGCUGUCAAAUAAAGUGUUACCUAUUAACCCCAAAAAAAUCAGCAAAUAAACCGCACUGGACCAUAAGCCGCAGGAUUCAAAAUGAAGGAAAAAAGUAGCGGCUUAUAGUCCGAAAAUUACGGUAUAUGCAGAUAUAAUUCCCCCCCAAAACCUGAUUUACAGGCAAAUUUGACUCAUGUGUUUGCAAUGUGAAUAUUUGGCAAGUGUGACUGUACUGUGUACAAAAAAUGUGGUACAACUUGUAACUUUCUUCAAUAAGCAAAUACUGUAUACUGUAUGUGGCACUUCAAAAAUGUUGUCGUAUUGCUCAGUUUAGUCCCUUGCUCACUGCGCGGCGAGCCAACAGCCUUUACCGCGGAUAUUCAGAGAGCACGCAAUUGUAUUCUUUUGAAGAGCUCUAUUAAAAUAAACAAAAAGACAUUCUCAUUAGACACGCGGUGAAACCGAGCUUUGUCAAAAAGCGAAACAUCCGCUAGGAAUAUUCAUUAAGUUGCCCCGUCCAGGGACUUGUUGCCGGGGGAUUGGGAGCUUUCAUUGUGAUCUUUAAUCACCAAAACUUGAUGAAAUGCUGGCAAGAGGCUGUGCCGCAACUCCGCAGUGGCAGCACAAGACUGAAGAGGGACCCAAUGUCAACACUGGAUAGGGAGGAUGCUUUGAAUAAUUGAUACUACUGGAGGUGCAAAGACACAUGAAAAGUUGGGAAUCUGACAUGACUGUUGGCAUGCACACAUGAACGAGGUGUUACGGUACCAUCAUGAAUCCUGAUUGCAGUUUCUGUAUAUGACGAAGGAGUAUAUAGGCCACACAAAACAAAAAGUUGAAUCUAAUGGUGAUAAAGUCAACCAUUUUCUGAACACAAUUUAAUGUAAUUAUGGUUUACUUGUUGGGAAAUCAAGUCUAAUUAGCUUCAUUCUUUUAAAAUGUAUUUAUUUUUUAUGUACGCUAACAAGUAGCGGUGCACGAUUAUUAUUUACCCAUACCCAGCUGUACCGAUACCACGUUUAAAAAAAUAUAUAUAUGUAUAUACAGGGUGUCCCAAAAUAAUGUAAACACUCUUUGAUUUUAAAUAGCUAUUUUUUUUCUUUUUAUGUCAGAUUCGAUUUUAGCGUAAGAAUGUCCGAGCAAGAAAAAAUGUUUAUGCGUGAGUUCCACAGAGAUGCCCCAACACGCGUCACCAUUUCACAAAUGGUAGAUAACUUUGAGAAUCAUGGGACCAUCCAGUGCACGAGAAAAAAAACA
Molecule: messenger RNA, 11738 nt
Organism: Corythoichthys intestinalis (scribbled pipefish)
Lineage: Eukaryota; Metazoa; Chordata; Actinopteri; Syngnathiformes; Syngnathidae
Gene: shisa9a
Product: shisa family member 9a
Exons: 4
Coding region: 286-1941 (551 amino acids)
Biological process (GO): regulation of short-term neuronal synaptic plasticity; regulation of AMPA receptor activity
Cellular component (GO): postsynaptic membrane; dendritic spine membrane; AMPA glutamate receptor complex
Source: RefSeq, a predicted model, not a curated record